UGUUUGAACUAAAAGUCUGGAGCUGGACUCAAGCAGCAGUUCAGAUCGAUUCGUGCGUAAUUGGAAAAAUGAAACUGAGACAAGAGACCUGCGUGCGCGCGCGCACACACACAAACACACACUGACACGAGCACGAGAGGCAACAAAAAGCAGGUGAAGCUGUGAAGGUGAGUCCAGACGGCAGGUGUGGAGAAGCUGUGGCAACUUAAAGCGAAGUUUAAUCUGCGUCUACUUCAAAUGAAAUAUUAACUCUUACAGAGAGCUGAUCGAUUAAUCUCUGAUCAUUAUUGACAAUAUAUAGCUGUGUGGUAAUGUUAGGGAACUGUAAUCUGACUUUAACAAAGUAAAUCAUCGGAGUUUGGAGGAAUGUGGAGUUUGUGUUUUCGUCUCCGGGUCAGACUCGUAAAAACCAAACAGCAGCAGCAGCAGAAGAAAACAGGUCCAAACCAUUUUCUCCACUUACCUCUGUAAUGUCAAUUGCCAUUGUUGGCGGCUGUGUCCGCGUCGCUCCGCCCCUCCAUGUGUUGGAGUCUGAGUCCGGCGGGAUAAGGGCAACUCGUCUCCUCCUGCAGCCGAUCAGCUGGACUUCUUCCCAGGGAGGCAGAGGAAGCAAGAAGCCGGAGGGAGGGAGGGGGACGCAGGCAGAGAGCCGCCGGACGAACCCGCUCACAUCCAGGAACAGGCAGCAGGAGCAGAGGGCGCGCGGGGUGGCCGCACCAUGUCCUUGAGCCCAAAGCACUCCACUCCCUUCUCAGUGACAGACAUCUUGAGCCCGAUGGAGGACAGCUACCGGAGGUUCGGAGGCAUGGAUCCCGCCGCGGGGAGCCUCGGGUCCCCGCUGGGCGCCUACCGGCAGCCGCAGGUCUCCCAGCCCGGUAUGCAUCCUCAUCAGCAGCCGCAGGCGCAGCCGCAGCAGCAUCAGCCGCCUCAUCUCCACCACCAUCACCACCACCAUCACCAUCACCACCUGUCCUCCUCCUCUUCAUCCUCAUCCUCCUCCUCUUCCUCAGCCUCGGCCGCCGCGCUGGGACCCGCCGGGCCCUAUCACGUGCCCCACGGGGUGCCGCAGUUCUCCGGGGCCGUCGGCGGCUUCUGCAACGGCGGCAUCGGGAACGUGGGAGACCUGCCGUCCUACCAGGAGACGGUGAGGAGCGGAGGGGCGGCGGCAGCGGCGGCGGCGGCGGCGUGGUACAGCAACCCGGAGCCGAGAUAUCCGACAAUUUCCAGAUUCAUGGGCCCCUCCGCCGGGAUGAACAUGUCCGGGAUGGUGGGCGGUCUGGCCGGGAUGGACUCCACCGCCAAGUCCAUGGUGACGCUGCACGCGGCGCCGCGCAGGAAGCGGCGGGUGCUCUUCUCUCAGGCGCAGGUGUACGAGCUGGAGCGGCGCUUUAAGCAGCAGAAGUACCUGUCGGCCCCGGAGAGGGAGCACCUGGCAGGGCUGAUCCACCUCACCCCGAACCAGGUCAAGAUCUGGUUCCAGAACCACCGCUACAAACUGAAGCGGCAGGCCAAGGACAAGGCCACGCAGCAGCUGCAGCAGGACGGAAGCGGAGGAGGUGGAGGAGGAGGUGGAGGAGGAGGCCUCCGCCGCUCCUCCUCCGUGUCCCCGGUCCUCUCCAAGAACGGUAAGAGCUGCCGGACCAGCUCCGGCGACUGCAACCAGACCGGGAACCGGCAGAGCAGCUCGGAGGAGGCCAUGACGGCCCCGCAGCAGCAUCAGCAGCAGGUGAACCAGCUGUCGUCCACGGAGGAGCUGGAGGAUCUGUCUCCCAGUCCGCCGCUGGGACUCCACGGUCAGAUCAACAUGACGCAAACGGACGCGGCGCUCAUUGAGUACACCAACAGCAUGAUCGGCUCCAAUUUACUGUACGGGAGAACUUGGUAGGGGCACGAGGAGGCGGGCUUGGAUUCUUUGGAGAAGCGGCUGGAGGACUAGCUCCAGGUUCUCUCCUCUCCGUACCGUGCGUAAAGUUCCGGUUCCUUUACGCACACAGGGACUCAAAAGACACUCGGUGGUUUUGAGCAACACGGUGCAAAAAUAAACUGUAUAUUAGAGGCGUGAACCUGGUCUGAAUGUUGAAUUAUUUUCUCCCCUCGAAACGAAAUAUUUGUUCAGUCUUUGUUUUUGUAAGUGACAGAUGUGACCGCUGCUGCGUCACGAGACAAAACCGUGAAAUCUAAUGUGAGGAGAUUCAGGCCGAGGCACGUGCACUGCGCCUCUUUCAUCUCUACAAUAAAUUCAACUAUUGUAGGUUUAUAUAUGAAGUUAAUAAAAAGUGAAGCAAUAGAAACCGGUUUAAAACAGAAACAAACAGGUGAUUUAUCCCGGGAGGAACGACGCAGCUCUUUCUCGAUUUGGAAAUAUUUUCGUUGAAAGUAAGUCAUGAAAUAUUCUUUGUUAAGCUGAUUUUAAUUUGUUUCCAGUACUGAAUAAAUGAUAUUUUCAUUUUGAA
Molecule: messenger RNA, 2453 nt
Organism: Lates calcarifer (barramundi perch)
Lineage: Eukaryota; Metazoa; Chordata; Actinopteri; Centropomidae
Gene: nkx2.4b
Product: NK2 homeobox 4b
Exons: 2
Coding region: 719-1885 (388 amino acids)
Biological process (GO): cell differentiation; regulation of transcription by RNA polymerase II
Cellular component (GO): nucleus
Molecular function (GO): RNA polymerase II cis-regulatory region sequence-specific DNA binding; DNA-binding transcription factor activity, RNA polymerase II-specific
Source: RefSeq, a predicted model, not a curated record